AACCAAUCCAACAGCUGUUAAACAAUCAGCUGUUGCUUUCAAGUUUGCAACACUCAAGAAAAUACUUUAUCGUUAUCGAGCUGAGCGCGUAUUUUGCAGCACUACGGCUGUGGUUUUCGUUGCGUCCGGUUGUGUUUUGAUGGUUGGUUUUAAGUAGUUGGUUGUCCAUUAUCCCUAAUUGAAGUAGAGAAAAUUAAUAAUAAGUUGGUGCUGCCAAAAAACAAAGGGAGUCAUUACCGAGGACAAAUAAUUACAACGAAAACAGCCCCAAAGCAUCUAAAGUGCGUCGUGUCCGAGUGUUAUCGUUGCUGCUGUUAUUGGUGUGGGAGUUGAAGUUGCGAAGUGGGAGCAAAGGUAGCCGGCAUUUGAAGUGUAUUUGUAUUUACUUUGGUUGGCCGAGCCUGUACUCUAUUUUUGCCGUCAUCAAUGUCGUCCACCGAGGGGAAACUGUCGCGUCUGCUGGGACUAGCGCAAAAGUUUAAUAAUUUCUACUUAACAGGUUUUCAUAAGGAUGACAUACGUCCAUUUCUGGUUGGGGGACAACAAGUUGGUCUAAUUAAAGCGGAUGUCUUCAAGCAGCUGCUCAAGUUUCCUGAAGUGUUCUGCAUACGUGACUGUCAAUAUACUAAGCAGGGUCUGGUGGAGUUGAAUCCGGCGUUCCGGGAUUAUAACGAACGUACCGCGCACCUGGAGAAAGUAUUACGUGAUCUGCGCAGCGAUGGUUUGUUCUCGGCCUUGCAAGGCUGGCGGGAUGAAUGCUUCGAGGUGAAGUUCGAGCACAAGGCGCUGCUUAAGAUGGAGCGAGCGGCGACGCCGCUGUUUGGCGUACGCAAAUACGGUGUAGACAUCAAUGGCUAUGUGAGGCAUCCAGAGCACGGUUUGUGCAUUUGGCUGCAGCAGCGCUCCAACACUAAAGAAACCUGGCCUGGCAAAUGGGACAAUAUGGUGGGGGGCGGUCUAUCCGUUGGCUAUGGCAUUAUGGAGACGGCUAUUAAGGAGGCCGCCGAGGAGGCAUCCAUUCCAAGCAAUCUCGUCAAGGAUCUGGUUUCAGCCGGCUGUGUCUCGUUCUUUUUUGAGAGCGAUCAAGGUCUGUUCCCCAAUACUGAAUAUGUGUUUGAUUUGGAGCUGCCGGUGGGCUUUGUGCCACAGAACGCCGAUGGCGAGGUGCAGGCAUUCGAGCUGCUUCCGGCCAACGAGUGUGUGGAGCGUGUAUUCACGCCGGAUUUUAAGACAACAUCGGCGCCCGUGGUUAUCGAUUUCUUAAUACGACAUGGUUACAUAACAGCCGAGAAUGAGAUCAAUUUCACUGAGAUCGUGGAGCUGCUCCAUGUACCGCUGCAGUCAUUGUACACGUACAAAACACGCCUGGACCAGAAGCUGCAGCAGCAACAGCCAAUACUGCCGAAGGAUGACAACAACUGCAACAGUGCCAGUGUGCCAAAGAGGCCGCUGGAGAAUGGGCACAACAAAAAGGAUGGCGCUUAGGCAUUAACAUAAUGGCAACGGAUAUUGGACAACGAACGAAAAAUGGACCGUGAAACUUGGUCACUGCAUUGAGAUGUUUGAGAGACUGCUUUUGUAGUGGGAUUUGUGAAAUCCAAAAAAACAACAGCCAAUAAUAUACACACAAAUACAUAUAUAUAUAUAGAUAUAUAUAAUAUAAUAUA
This is a messenger RNA of Drosophila hydei, 1667 nucleotides long. RefSeq lists its product as uncharacterized. The coding region runs from base 427 to 1485 and encodes 352 amino acids. Gene Ontology annotation, molecular function: 8-oxo-dGDP phosphatase activity. The record is from RefSeq and is a predicted model, not a curated record. The transcript has 4 exons. NCBI's taxonomy places the organism in Eukaryota, Metazoa, Arthropoda, Insecta, Diptera, Drosophilidae.